AUGAUUGCUAUCUUGGAUGUUACUGAUGGCUCAUCACAUGAACAUUUUUUGUUAUUAAAAGUAAGGAUUAGAUCAAGAACAGUAAGUGAUCGUCUUGUAACAGUAAAUUAUCGUGAUAUAACUGAUUCAUAUGAUUCUGAAAAAGGUUUAUGUAGUUUUCAAAAUCUUAAAUUUGAUUUUAAUUGGAAACAAACAUAUUUUUAUGUUGAAUUAUAUAAUGCACCACCAUAUGAUCAAACAACAAAUAUUAUACAAGUUGUUAUACAAUGUAUAUCAUUGUCAUAUUAUAUGAAUAAUACAAUUGGUAUUCAAUUAAAUGUUUAUAUAUCUGAUCCACGUUUAAAUACAAAUAAUUUAAUAUGGUCAGCAGAUCAAAUUCCUGAUUCAUUUUGGUAUUACAAGAAAUAA
This is a messenger RNA of Rotaria sp. Silwood1, 408 nucleotides long. NCBI's taxonomy places the organism in Eukaryota, Metazoa, Rotifera, Eurotatoria, Philodinida, Philodinidae. The record is from the annotation of a GenBank genome assembly.